CUUGUGUCCUCUGCUCUGUGUUCUCUACUCGUAGAGGCCUAGCCUCUGUGGCCCUGUGACCUGCAGGUUUUGGGAGAUCCACAGCUAAGACGCCGGGACCCCCUGGAAGCCUAGAAAUGGGACCAUUGUCAUUUAGGGAUGUGGCCAUAGAAUUCUCUCUGAAGGAGUGGCAAUGCUUGGACACUGCACAGCAGAAUUUAUAUAGAAAUGUGAUGUUAGAGAACUACAGAAACCUGGUCUUCCUGGGUAUUGCUGUUUCUAAGCCAGACCUGAUCACUUGUCUGGAGCAAGGAAAAGAGGCCUGGAGUAUGAAGAGACAUGAGAUCAUGGUGGCCAAACCCGCAGGUGGUCUAUCAAAAAGAAUGUUGUAUGAGCUACUGAGAAAGUUGUGUGUUCUCAUUUUGCCCAAGACCUUUGGCCAGAGCAGAAUAUAA
Nomascus leucogenys (northern white-cheeked gibbon) is the source of this 434-nucleotide messenger RNA. Its product is annotated as protein ZNF738. Gene Ontology annotation, biological process: regulation of DNA-templated transcription. The coding region runs from base 117 to 434 and encodes 105 amino acids. Lineage: Eukaryota; Metazoa; Chordata; Mammalia; Primates; Hylobatidae. The transcript has 5 exons. The record is from RefSeq and is a predicted model, not a curated record.